AUGACGUCUUCCGAGCAGUGGCUCGCGCUCAGUGUUGCUCUCCUGUGUUUUUAUGCAGGAGCUGAAUGUAAAAGGAAUUUCAAAUGUCCUUCAGGAUGCACUUGCACCAAGGAGACCAUCAUCUGCGUCGGCACCGCUCAGAUCCCCCGGACGAUCCCCAACGAGAUCAACUCUCUGAGCAUGGUCAAUGGGUCCAUUGCAGAAAUCACAGAGGGGAUGUUUUCUCUCAUGCCUUCGCUUCAGCUUCUGCUUUUAAAUGCAAAUUCUUUGACCACAAUUAAAGAUGAUGCUUUCUCUGGUCUGCCUCAUCUGGAGUAUCUGUUUAUUGAAGGGAACAAGAUCGAAACAAUCACAAAGAAUGCCUUGCGUGGACUGAGAGGUCUGACACAUCUCUCCCUCGCAAAUAACAAGAUGAGGUUUCUGCCAAGGGAUCUCUUUUUUGACUUGGACUCCUUGCUGGAACUAGAUCUGCGGGGCAACUCUUUCCAGUGCAUCUGCGAGAACAAGUGGCUGAUGACGUGGCUGAAAAACACAAACGCCACUGUAUCAGAUGUCUUCUGUGCAGGCCCUAAUGAUAUGAAGGGCAAGCGACUCAACGACCUUCCCAUUCCUCCCGGGGAAUGCAUUUCCACAGACUUUGUGCGUCAUCAGUCCAUUCCCGUUCAGGCCAUGUCGGCGGACAUCUUCUCUUUCAAAGAGGAUAUCUACAUCGCUCUGGCCGCCCCGAACACCAACAGCUGCGUCAUCAUGGAGUGGGACCACAUCGAAAUGAACUUCAGGAAGUUUGACAACAUCACAGGGAAAUCUGUUGUUGGAUGCAAGUCAGUGCUGAUUGAGAACCACGUCCUGAUACUAGUCACCCAGCUCUUUGGUGGCUCCCAUAUAUACAAGUUUGACGACCAACAAAACAAGUUUACCAAGUUUCAAACCGUUGAGGUCUUCAACAUCUCAAAACCAAACGACAUAGAGGUCUUUCAGAUCGAAAACGACUGGUAUUUUGUGAUUGUGGACAGCUCCAAGGCAGGGAUAUCCACUCUCUACAAGUGGAUGGACCAACCGGAACGCAAUGAAACGGGUUUCUACUCCUACCAAUUCCUCCACGAGUGGUUCCGGGAUACAGAUGCUGAGUUUGUCGAGGUGGACGGGAAGUCCUACCUCAUCUUGAUAAGCCGCUCUCAGCCGCCUGUGAUUUACCUGUGGAACAAGAGCACCCUGAAGUUCGUUCUUCACAGCGAGAUCCCAAAUGUGGACGACGUGGUGGCCGUCAAAGCUUUCCGGGUGGAGGGCGACCUGUAUCUGGCCAUGACGUGCUACAUCGGCGACUCCAAGGUCCUCAAAUGGGCCAAUAAGCAGUUCACUGAGAUUCAAGCUCUCCCUUCUCGGGGAGCCAUGAUCCUGCAGCCGUUCACCUUCUCUGACAGACACUAUCUCGCUCUUGGUAGUGAUUACUCCUUCACACAGAUCUACCUCUGGGAUGUUGAAACGAAAACGUUUCACAAGUUCAAGGACAUUUAUGUUCAGUCACCGCGAUCAUUUACUGUGCUCACCAACGACAGAAGGAAUUUCAUCUUCUCUCCCAGUUUUAAGGGCAAAUCUAUGGUUUUUGAGCAUAUAUUUGUAGAUUUAAGCUUAUAAAACUAAUCAAAA
Messenger RNA from Salarias fasciatus (jewelled blenny), 1647 nucleotides. Its product is annotated as leucine-rich repeat LGI family member 2-like. The record is from RefSeq and is a predicted model, not a curated record. The transcript is spliced from 8 exons. NCBI's taxonomy places the organism in Eukaryota, Metazoa, Chordata, Actinopteri, Blenniiformes, Blenniidae. Bases 1 to 1635 code for a protein of 544 amino acids. Gene Ontology annotation, biological process: inhibitory synapse assembly. Gene Ontology annotation, molecular function: protein binding.